Mytilus trossulus (common blue mussel) is the source of this 1182-nucleotide messenger RNA. RefSeq lists its product as uncharacterized. The transcript has 4 exons. Lineage: Eukaryota; Metazoa; Mollusca; Bivalvia; Mytilida; Mytilidae. The record is from RefSeq and is a predicted model, not a curated record. The coding region runs from base 1 to 1182 and encodes 393 amino acids.
AUGGUCAUGGAUGAAGAUAUUAUACCUACAGAGAGUGAUGAAUCGGAUGAGCACGAUCCAAUUGAUUGUGAGUCAGUCGAUGUACGUACAGCUGUUCUUUUAAAAACUGCAGUAGCACCCGUAUGGUCAGACAACUCAUGUAGAAACACUCAUAUACUUAUUGACGAGGGAGCACAGAGAUCAUUUGUGUCUGAAGAUUUAGCAAGAAAACUUAAUUUACAGUCAGAGGGAACUGACAUUCUACGGUUAUCAUCAUUUGGAGAUAGAAACAAAAACGUUAGACAUUUAGAUAAAUCGAAAGUGUUCGUAGAAACAGAUGCAGGACAGAAAAUACUGAUAUACGUUCUAAUUGUACCAACGAUUGCCAUACCUUUGCAGAACAACAUUCGCCACAUCAACAGAGGACUGAACUAUUUACGGGGACUUAAGUUAGCACAUCCGGUAACACAGGACGAGUCUUUCGAAAUAUCGUUAUUGAUCAGAGAUGACUACUACUGGGACUUAGUCAAGGAUGAAGUCAUACGGGGAAAUGGUCCAACCGCCGUGAGCUCAAAGUUAGGUUUCUUACUUUCCGGUCCAGUAAGCGACAAGAGGGAUAAAUCGUUAAUGGGUACUAGCAUUUUUAAUAAUCUUGUUUCUCACAAAACGGAGGAACAUAAAAUAGAAACAUUUUGGAGAUUGGAAUCUAUUGGUAUUAACUCAAAGGAAACAGACGAAGACGAUACAGAUUUUUUGGAAACAUAUCAAGACACUUCGAUUGAACUCAGAGGUAAUAAAUACUUUGCAAAGUUAUCAUGGAAACAGGAACAUGACGAACUACCAUCAAACUAUACAGUCACAAGAAGAAGAACAGACAACGUUAUUAAGAAACUAAGACAAGAUCCUAAACUACUAAAGAAGUAUGGAGAUAUAAUCGCCGAACAGGAACGCAGAGGAUUUGUUGAGACAGUAGAUGAAAAAGAACAAAAAGGCGGGAAAAUUCAUUAUAUUCCACACCACCCUAUACACAAGGAAUCUAGCACAACUCCUAUACGAAUAGUAUUCGACUGCAGUUGUCGUCAAUCACCAAGUCACCCAAGUCUAAAUGAUUGUCUUAUGGACACACCACCAAAAUUAAAUGAUUUGACAAAACUCCUAGUACAGUUUAGAGCCAACCAGUUUGCUACAUGUACUGAUAUUUAG